Microplitis mediator is the source of this 4013-nucleotide messenger RNA. Its product is annotated as dynein axonemal intermediate chain 3-like. The transcript is spliced from 2 exons. Lineage: Eukaryota; Metazoa; Arthropoda; Insecta; Hymenoptera; Braconidae. The record is from RefSeq and is a predicted model, not a curated record. Gene Ontology annotation, molecular function: dynein heavy chain binding; dynein light chain binding. The coding region runs from base 665 to 3718 and encodes 1017 amino acids. Gene Ontology annotation, cellular component: inner dynein arm. Gene Ontology annotation, biological process: cilium movement involved in cell motility; inner dynein arm assembly.
UUUAACUCAAAACGAUUCGCGUCAUUCACACAAUCACAUUACUCAACAAUCGGCAUAAAAAGAUAUCUUAACAGUUUAAACGCGCGCAUUUAGAUAUUUUUCUCGACACACACACUUUCUUAUCAGCAAUACUUUCACGAAAUAUUUUAUUUAUUCUUCCUUCUCUUAUAAUUAUAUUUAACUUUCCAUCAUACCGUUGUUUAGUUUUUAAAUAUUUUAAAAUUGCGUGACUUUUUUUUUAUUUAUUGUUGGCGUGCGUGGCCACUUCUCAAAGGUCAGACAGGAUCGAUUGGAAUGUUUUAAUACCAAGGAAAGUCGUCGUCGUGUUGUAAAUUCCAUAAGCUUUAUUAGCCUUUAAUCGAUUGUAUAUAUACAUAUAUAUAUAUAUAUAUAUGUACUUUAAUUUUACAAGUUGUUUUUACUUUGAGCUCCAGUGAAAGUAAAAUGAGCUAGUGUUGCGUGAAAGCCAAACAUCAUCGACCCAUAAAGUCCUUUUAGAAAUAUUCAAACGGUUACCUGGGUAGGGAGGCGAGGAAGUUUGAUCGAUGCUGAGGUAGUAUUUGAGACUAGAGUAACCGGUUUAUUCGAGGGCCAAGUAUCGUAAGAGCCGUAGUAGAGUGACGAUGUUACGCGGAAUUAAAAACUGAUAUAAACAUAAAGGAAAAUGUCGGAAGUUGGUUCAGCAGAGCGGCCUUUGAGCUGGUUACCAGACGAAAAUAUCUACAACGACGAGAACGUUGAGAGAAUUGAACUGCCCUACGAGAGUCAACGUGAACUUGGGUGUAAGGUUGGCGAAGACGUAUUUCUGGAAUAUCCAUGGGCGUAUGUGACGCGGGAGGAAGUGAUGAGGCAAGCAUGCCAAAGCGGUUCGAGUUUUGAGUGCUGCAAAGACAAAAUAGGAGAUUAUAAGUCGGAAUGGAUUUUGGUUGGCUACGCCUCCAGCGAGCUGACCUCGACUAGCUUUGUCAUUUGUUUGACUGAAGAAAUACGAGACUCGAUUGUCAAGAGAAACCGACAAGUAACGAGGAAAAUUCUGGAGAAAGUUUUUUUUAUGAUUACUAAAACCAGUAAAAGUUUUGAGGCCUUUCGGGCUGAAGAAGAAUCGGGGAAAGACACCGACAGUUCAAGGCCCUUUUUUGAGGUCGAGCUAUACUUUAAUUCGAAUAUCCGGAGACGACGGCAUAAUUUAGCUGAUAGAAAUAGCGGAGAUGUAAGAGAUGGCGCUAUUGAUCUACUGCCAGAAGACUCGAGAAAAUACAAUAAUAUAUUUAUGAAACAAAUUUCGAAAGCUGUAAACACCAAUCUCAAGGCCUGUGACAAAAGCGUUCAGUCUUACUUGGGUUAUCCGAAAAACAAGUGGACUCAGUGUGACGACAUUACAGACGUAGUAGAACCUGUCGGUGAGGAUAAUAAAGAUGAAACUGCACGGAGUAAAACUGAGAAGCAAACAACGACUGAGGAAAGUAGCCCAGCUGGACUCCCGGAGGUGAUAACUGAACAGGAGAGAGAGAUAAACCGGGAAAUUUCAGAGUCGUUGAUGCAGGAGCCGUUACUAGAAAUUACAUUCCCAGAACAUCUGCAAGACGCGAUUGAUUGUGUUGGCUACAAUUCCAAGAUCAAUAUUAUUUCCGACGACAUAGAAAAUCUGACAACGAGAAUCGCUGAAAACGACAGUUUUAAUGAUGCUGAAAACUACUUGGAUAAAGAGUCUUGUUCUUUGAUUAAUCUCGACAUUACCAAGGGCAAAGUCAUUUCAGAUGUUUCUUGGCACCCGAAUCUUCUUGGAUUAGUUGCCAUUUCGUAUGUAACUAAUCCCCGGUGUGACUUUGCGGAAAUUUCGGAUCAACCUGCCGAGCUUAAUAAAUCAAAUGACAGUGGCUACGGUGGAAGUAUAAGCACUAGUGCUGGUUCAAGUACUUGUGCACUUGUCUGGUCGCUCGAUGAACCACUUAAACCCAAAUUAAUUCUUGAUGAUCCUCGUGAGAUUAACGUUAUUUCUUUUUGUCCCUCUCGGCACAGCACCGUCGUCGGAGGGGCCGAAAAUGGCCAAUUGAUUUUCUGGGAUCUUUAUAAUUCAUUAGAGAAACCCAAAGAUGCGGAUUCUGAUUAUGAGAUUCCGGUAAUUGUUUCUUCCGCCUCCUCGGACCCAUCCAAGUCUCAUUUGCAGGCAGUACGUGCCAUUCGAUGGCUUCCAACCGACUGUAAAAUAACGGAUAAUGGGAUGCUCGAAAAAGUACCGGGAAACAAUUGCUUGCAGUUGAUGACGAGCUCUGAAGAUGGCACAGUUGCUAUUUGGGAUCUCCUUUGGCAGCCGAGCUUGCCGCAGACUGCCAAAAACCUGAAAAGUAUUGUUAAGGCCGCAAUGUCACUGACCGAUGAUCUUGAACGACUUGACGGAAUCUUUUAUCCGCACUACCGGCUCCAUGUUCAGCUACCGAAGGAAUCCUUCAACUUGACCGUACUCGAUUUCAGUGUUCCACCACCAGAGGCCUACCAGUCGGAAGAAACGUCAAGGAAAUUGUGGUUCGGUACUGCUCAAGGUGAAGUGCUUCACUGCACCUGGCACGGUCAAGAAUUUGAGGUCACCGGUGAAGAGAAUUGUGACCUCUUGAGCAGCGUUUGUAUUCACGAUGGGCCAGUCAUCAGGAUCAUACGUUCUAAGCAUUUAGAAGAGGUUUUGCUGAGCAUUGGAGGCCGUAUUUUUGCCAUUUGGCAUGACAAUUACAUAAAACAUCCCGUGUUGUGGAGAAAAGGUGACUGUCGUUACACUGCAUGCUGCUGGAGUCACACACCUGGAGUUUUCAUUGUAGCGAGGCAUGACGGUGACCUUGAAACUUGGGAUAUAUACCGGAAGACUAAGCAACCGGUUCACAUAGAGACUAUUUCUGGAAAGUUAAUAACGGGACUCUUUGAGACGCAAGAUCUACUGCUGCAUCAACAUCAACAUCAACAUCAGAACCAGCAGCAAAAAGAAAAAACAAAUUCAAAGUUUAUUGGUAUUUGUGACUACAACGGGACAUUUCGACUCAUGGGUGAGCCAGUAGAAAACGAGUCAAAUUAUCAGGAACGAAUUGAGUGGUUUCGAAAAUUCGUCUAUCGAGAAGUAGAGCGUAAGAAAGAGUUUCACGGUUGGCAGGAGGAUUAUUUGGCUAAUGACAAAAAAGCACUUGACAGAAAAACUGCCCGAGCUGCUCAAGAGGCCAAGCGACGUCACGAGGAGGCGCGGGAUAAAUUUUUAAAGGAACAGGAAGAACUGGCGAGAAUAAAAGCCGAGAGGAAGGCAAAAAAAAUUCAAAAAUCCAAAGAGACGAUUCUCCGAACGGGAAAUCUCGAAGUAAUGAAAAAUACGCUGUUAAAAAAAAAGGGAUUUGACCCUCGAGAGCUUGAUAAAGUUAGACAUCCACUUGUUCAGCAAGAGGAACAAAAAAACACGAGAAUGAAUAAAGCGCGAGAGAAAGUCGCUGAUAAAGACACUUACUUUAAACACGCGUUGGCUGUUGAGUUUCCGGAGAGUAUAAAGCGUUCGUCAAGUGGGCUCGAGGCUCAAACAGCCACGCCCGUGUCGACAAACAAAGUGAUUGAUGAGCUCAUAAAUGAGCAUCUAAGUAAUUAUUUAGAAAUUAGUUCCACGGCAGAAAAACGUCUCGAGAAGAGUCCUCGUGUCCCGAAGUUCGACUGGAACUCAAUGAUGCUCGCGGGCCUGCUUAGAAAAAAUUAAAAUAAUUAAAUUAAUUACCGAGACAAUGAGUUGUCUAAUUUACAUUUAAACUCCAAUGCGCAAUACCAGCAGGAAAUAAAUGUACAAAGCCUGCAGAGCCCACGCUUAAUUAAUAUUCAUUCCCGAAAUUUCUUCAACUUGCCUCCCACUUGCCCGCCCACAAACAAAUUCCCUCUAUUUCCUACUCUAUUUUAUAGUUGCGUAAUAGAUAUUAAUAUACAUGUUUGUUAGGCCUUAUGCAUUAACGAGUAAUAUGAUAUAUGUUGCAAAUACUGACGAUAUACAUUGUAAUAUA